AUGGCGUCGGGAUCCAGCCUGGCGGAUGUCCUCCGCCUCCCAAAGCUUGGCCACAAGAAGUCCAUGUUCGGCUGCCAGCGGUGCCGGAAGCGGAGAGUCAAGUGCAACGAGGCCAAGCCCAUCUGCCACAACUGCGAGCGCCACCAGCUGCCCUGCGUGUACGACCGCGCGGCAGGUGGAUUGCGCUCCCCACAGUCAUCAUCAUCAUCAUCAUCAUUCCUGCAGGGGACGCACUCGCGGCAGAGCCAGGAGCGCGAGGAGCAGAGCUACCUCGCCGGCGCCCUCGAGGGGGACGACCCGCCCGAUGGUCGCACGCGGAGAUUGCUGGAGGUGAGGCUGAUGCACCAGUACGUCACCGACACGAGCAUCUCCAUCGCCGUCGACGAGGUCUCGCGAGGGAUCUUCGUCGAGGCGAUCCCGAAGCACGCCUUCGAAUCUGAUGCCAUGCUCUACGGCAUGUACAGCAUGGCGGCACUGCACCUGGCGAUUAAGGGCGGCGAGGACAGCCCCGUGUUCAGGGAGGCCGCCCGAAAGUACUUUUCCAUGGCGAUCCGUGAGCACAACAAAGAGAUCUCCCAGCUCACUAAGGAGACCGUCGAGCUGGUGUGUCUGACGUCGAACCUGAUGCGGAACUGCGCCUUCAUCCAGUUGCAGGGCCGCGACCGGCAUCCGUACACGCCGCCGUGGCAGUAUUUGGUGGUGGCUAGGACGUCCACUGCGACCUUCACGGCGGCCUGGAAGCUGGGAGGGGCGGACCCGGGCUCGGCCAUCUUCAGGUUAUUGAAGUUCACGUACCACAUCCACCACGGGAUGGAGGGCGUUUCCGCGGAACACAAAUCCACGCGGCUGGAUUACAUCCUGGAGCGCAGCGAGAGCCACAUGGCCGCCGAGUCGUGGGACGCCGACAUCCAGGCCGCGUACGAGAGCACGCUCAACUACCUGGGCAGCGUCAUCGACGCGUCCGAGGGCGACCAGCCGCCGAACGAUAUCCAGAGGCGGCUGACCGCGUUUCCUAUGCUGGUGGAGCGGCGGUACGUCGAGCUAGUCCAUGCGGGGUGCCCCAGGGCUCUGGUCAUACUGGCACACUACUUUGCCAUGCUGUCGAGGUACGAGUACCGCUGGUGGGUUGGGGACACGCCGGUCAGUGAGGUCCGGGCUAUCGGCGAUACCCUGGCUGCGGACUGGCAGGAUCUGAUGAAAUGGCCCCUGGAGACAAUAGAACACAGUGAACACUGA
Messenger RNA from Anthostomella pinea, 1236 nucleotides. NCBI's taxonomy places the organism in Eukaryota, Fungi, Ascomycota, Sordariomycetes, Xylariales, Xylariaceae. The record is from the annotation of a GenBank genome assembly.